This is a messenger RNA of Dama dama (fallow deer), 4259 nucleotides long. RefSeq names its product nuclear receptor subfamily 5 group A member 2 (gene NR5A2). Gene Ontology annotation, molecular function: RNA polymerase II cis-regulatory region sequence-specific DNA binding; nuclear receptor activity; zinc ion binding. The record is from RefSeq and is a predicted model, not a curated record. Lineage: Eukaryota; Metazoa; Chordata; Mammalia; Artiodactyla; Cervidae. The transcript has 8 exons. Bases 235 to 1860 code for a protein of 541 amino acids. Gene Ontology annotation, cellular component: RNA polymerase II transcription regulator complex. Gene Ontology annotation, biological process: regulation of transcription by RNA polymerase II; tissue development; hormone-mediated signaling pathway.
GCAGAUCACUAAUGCUGGAAAAAGUACAGAGUCCAGGGAAGGACUUGCUUGUAACUUUCUGGUUUCUUGGAGUUUCUUUUUUUUUUUUCCCCUUGCUUUUUCUUAACUUUCACUCAGGGUUAUUGUAGUCUGAUGUGUCCUGCCCAAGGCUACAAAAUUUGACAAACUUCACUUCCUUCUUAUACUCAAUGAUAUCUGCUUUAAACCAAAGGACUGCCUAUCAUUUCAUUAAGAAUGUCUUCUAAUUCGGAUACUGGGGAUUUACAAGAAUCUCUAAAGCACGGACUUACACCUAUUGGUGCAGGGCUUCCGGACGGACACGGACCCCCUGCACCCGCGCGCGGCCGCCUUGUCAUGCUGCCCAAAGUGGAGACGGAAGCCCUGGGACUGGCUCGGUCGCAUGGGGACCAGGGGCAGAUGCCGGAAAACAUGCAAGUGUCUCAGUUUAAAAUGGUGAAUUACUCCUAUGAUGAAGAUCUUGAAGAGCUCUGUCCCGUGUGUGGAGAUAAAGUGUCUGGGUACCAUUAUGGGCUCCUCACCUGUGAAAGCUGCAAGGGCUUUUUUAAGCGAACAGUCCAAAAUAAUAAAAGGUACACGUGUAUAGAAAACCAGAACUGCCAAAUUGAUAAAACGCAGAGAAAGCGUUGUCCUUACUGUCGAUUUCAAAAAUGUCUAAGUGUUGGAAUGAAGCUAGAAGCGGUAAGGGCGGACCGAAUGCGUGGAGGAAGGAAUAAGUUCGGGCCCAUGUACAAGAGGGACAGGGCCCUGAAGCAGCAGAAAAAAGCCCUCAUCCGAGCCAACGGACUGAAGCUGGAAGCCAUGUCUCAGGUGAUCCAAGCCAUGCCCCCCGAGCUGAGCAUCUCCUCUGCGAUUCAGAACAUCCAUUCCGCCUCCAAAGGCCUACCUCUGAACCACGCUGCCUUGCCUCCUACAGACUACGACCGCAGCCCCUUCGUGACCUCCCCCAUCAGCAUGACCAUGCCCCCUCACGGCAGCCUGCCCGGGUACCAGACCUACAGCCCCUUCCCCAGCCGCGCCAUCAAGUCCGAGUACCCCGACCCCUACACCAGCUCGCCGGAGUCCAUCAUGGGCUACUCCUACGUGGACAGCUACCAGACCAGCUCCCCGGCCAGCAUCCCCCACCUCAUCCUGGAACUGCUCAAGUGUGAGCCGGACGAGCCCCAGGUGCAGGCCAAGAUCACGGCCUACUUGCAGCAGGAGCAGGCCGGCCGCGGCAAGCACGAGCGGCUCAGCACGUUCGGGCUCAUGUGCAAGAUGGCGGACCAGACGCUCUUCUCCAUCGUGGAGUGGGCGCGCAGCAGCGUCUUCUUCCGGGAGCUCAAGGUGGAUGACCAAAUGAAGCUGCUUCAGAACUGCUGGAGUGAGCUCUUAAUUCUCGACCACAUUUACCGACAAGUAGUUCACGGAAAGGAGGGCUGCAUCUUCCUGGUUACUGGGCAACAAGUGGACUACUCCGUCGUAGCCUCGCAGGCGGGGGCCACACUCAGCAACCUCAUGAGCCACGCACAGGAUCUGGUGGCGAAGCUUCGUUCUCUGCAGUUCGAUCAGCGAGAGUUCGUGUGUCUCAAGUUCUUGGUGCUCUUCAGUUUAGAUGUCAAAAACCUGGAGAACUUCCAGCUGGUCGAAGGCGUCCAGGAACAAGUCAACGCUGCCCUGCUGGACUAUACCGUGUGUAACUACCCGCAGCAGACAGAGAAAUUCGGGCAGCUGCUGCUCCGACUUCCGGAGAUCCGGGCCAUCAGCAUGCAGGCCGAGGAGUACCUCUACUACAAGCACCUGAACGGGGACGUGCCCUACAACAACCUGCUGAUCGAGAUGCUGCAUGCAAAACGAGCUUAGUCACCGCCCCCAGGAGCUCGGCUUCCCAGAAACACAGAGAUGGGUGGGGUGGGGGAGGAGAAGAACAGGAAAAAGGGAAAAAAAUACUCUGAAUGGCUCCAAGCAACACGAGUUAAACACUUGGUUUAAAGAUACUGAAUUUGAUAAGGCAUAGUAAUCAGAUACUGAAUAGCCAAUAAAUGAUGUAUCAGGGUAUUUGUAUCGCAAACUGUGAAUCAAAGGUAGUCACAUCCCCAAAGCGUUCCGUGCAAAAGACACUGGAACGGAGUGGACUGAACCCACAGGCGGAUCCCAGCACCAUGUCCGGCUGGAAACAGACAGAAGCUUUCUUGUAUAUUGAAACUGAUCUCCAAUGUGAAGAAUUCUGAGAGCUGAUCCGUGUUAUUCGUUAGGCUUACGUGGCAGGGAAUUUGAGCUUACAGAAUUCCUCCGUGGUAAAGCUGAACUGAAACCAUCCUCAAGAAUCCAUCAGCUGCACCAAUAACAACCCUCUCCUCUUCCUUCCAAGGACCCAGCACCUUCUGUCCUCUGAUCCCGGAGUCUGUACCGAGGACCUGUGCUCCGCCGCACCCCCCAGAAGCUCUGCCAAACCUCGAAAAGCCUAAUCUUGGCUCUCUGUAUCUUAGACCUGCCAACAGCUAAUAAGAACAGUCCAUUAAUACGUGAGCUUGCCAUUUUGACUAUGUUCUGGUUUGUUUUGUCAUGUGUUCAUAAUGUUUGGGGGAAAAUAAAGCAGGCAUUGUCCCUCUUCUGAUCCUAUUACAAGCGUUCAUUAAUACUAAGGGCAGCGACUACAAACUUUUAAAGCUUUAGCUUUAGCAUUACUGGAUUUCAUAAAAAGUCCCAGCAGAAAGGCUCUUUAGGAUGCAUCGGCCUUUUUAACCAUCAAGGUUUGUAGUUCAUUAAAAAAAUACAAUAGGAAACAUUUUGCUGAAAUGUCAAAUAGUCACCGUUCUGAACAGGAAAACUACACAGAAGCAUGUUAAGCUAUGCAAAAUAAAGGUGGGGGUGAGCAGAUACAUUGAUUGACAUGUUGCAAUUGAUCAUCCCCUGAACAUAGAGAGGAAACGGUGAUCUUUACGUAGCCUGGAAAGAUAGUAAUGUGCUUCAAAUCUUCCCCCAUAGGGAAAGGAAGAGAGUGAUAGUGACCUUUCUAAGUCACUAUAUAGACCAAAGUCUGCUAUAGAACAAUUAUUGGAGGACAGAGAACUGUGAAACGAAGUCUCCCGACCAUUCUGUCAGUAUUAUCAACAGGCGAUGCCAGAGAUACAGAAGUCUUGCCUUACUUCACAAUUCUCAAAGGUAGCAGAUGUGCAUCAACACUUGUUUAAAAUAAAGUAUUAAUACUUUAAAGUCAAAUAAAAUAGAGUGUUUACAUUCCUUAGGUCCUCUGGGGGGGGGGGGGGACUGUGAUAUGACAAAAGAGCUGAAGUCGCAAUUUCCUUAAUGUUAUUUUUCUGAUCGGUAAUUAUUUUUAACAGUACUUAGUUAUUGUAUGUCGUGAGACACUAAAAUCAGAAACGGGGAUCUCAUUUAGAUUUUAAUUUUUUUUUUUUUUUUGAGAUUAUUGGCGGCACAAUCACUUGUAGAAACUGUAAAAAAAUGAAAGUAUCUCCUAGUCCCUUAAUUUUUUCAUAAAUGUUUCUGGCUUUUGAAUAGUUUAUUUAUAUUGUAUAUCAUAGUUUCAACUGUAGACAAUUAUGAUGCUAAUUUAUUGUUCCUUGGUUUCACCUUUGUCUAAAAUAUAGCCAAGACUGAAGAAACCAAAUCUAUGUGUUUAUUGUAGCAUGUCAAGUUAGUGGGACAUAGUUCAGAGACAGAGAGGGGUCUUAAUGAAUUUAAAUCAUUCACUUGAUUAAUUGUCUGUAAAUCUUCAUGGUUCUUACUGUAGUUUAUUUAAUGUCUAUUGUAAAUUAUGUGACUUGUAGCUUCCUCUGUUUUCUAGUAAAUUUAACAAGGGUGGAGUCUUAUCUGGUUUACUUUCCAAGCGUUGUAAGUUGUAUACCAAAGAUAUUAGUUAUUACUUCUGUGAGUACAGAGAAGAUUACUUUAUUAUUUUUAUUAAUCACCUCUAACACAUGUCCAAGUGAAGGGUACCCAUAGCUAAGCCGGGAGUCCAUAGCUCGUCACUCAGAGGUCACCUGUGUUGUCUCCAUGGCUCAAAGGACAACAGAAGAUAGUUGAUCAGAGUCCGUACCCAAAGCAGUGAAUAGAGCAGCAUCUUUACUCUCCCCAGUUAAAAACCAAGUUGGAGGGGAAAAGUGCCAACAGUUGAUGAGAUGGUUCCAUCAGUGUAUACGGAACACAGGUUGAGACAAUUUCUAGAUCUGGGAGAUAGUUAUUUGGAGGGUCCUUAACAUUGCAAAAAAAAAAAAAAAAAAAAAAAAUUCAAAAACAAA